Messenger RNA from Thalassophryne amazonica, 1254 nucleotides. RefSeq names its product neuronal membrane glycoprotein M6-b-like. Gene Ontology annotation, cellular component: plasma membrane; myelin sheath. Gene Ontology annotation, biological process: central nervous system myelination; axon development. Gene Ontology annotation, molecular function: structural constituent of myelin sheath. Lineage: Eukaryota; Metazoa; Chordata; Actinopteri; Batrachoidiformes; Batrachoididae. The record is from RefSeq and is a predicted model, not a curated record.
GAUGCGUGUGACCGAGUGGUUGGGUAAGCUGGAACAAAUUCAACCGGCUUCCUUGUGACAAGAGCUGUGUGUUGGAAAUUCAGAGGAGAGACGGAAAAAGAAGUUGCUGAACGGUGGCAUUUUUGUUGGAUGGGAGAAUUACAACCAUGGAAACUACAUCAGACAAAAACCAAGACCAGACGAAAGACAAAAGAGGUUGCUUUGAGUGCUGCAUCAAAUGUUUAGGCGGGGUGCCGUAUGCGUCACUGGUGGCUACGAUCCUGUGUUUCUCUGGAGUCGCCUUGUUCUGUGGGUGUGGCCACGUCGCCCUCACUGGCACAGUGUCCAUCCUGGAAGCCCACUUUUCCAAAGUCGCCAGUGACCAUGCGAUGCUGACUGACAUCAUACAGCUGAUGCAGUACGCCAUCUAUGGAAUCGCUUCGUUUUUCUUCCUGUACGGGAUCAUUCUGUUGGCCGAGGGCUUCUACACAACCAGUGCAGUGAAGGAGCUGCACAGUGAGUUCAAGACAACCAUCUGUGGACGCUGCAUCAGUGGAAUGUUCGUGUUUCUCACAUACAUUCUGGGUAUUGCCUGGCUUGCGUGUUUGGCCUUCUCUGCUGUGCCGGUCUUCCUGUUCUACAACAUGUGGUCCACUUGUGACGCCAUGAGAUUUCCCACAGUCAACCUCACCACAUCGACUCCUUGUGUAGAUGUUCGUCAGUACGGAAUUAUCCCAUGGAACGCUGUACCCGGAAAGGCCUGUGGGUCCACAUUAAGUGACAUUUGCAAGACCAGUGAGUUCUACCUGUCUUAUCAUCUGUACAUCGUAGCGUGUGCUGGCGCAGGAGCCACCGUGAUUGCUCUGCUGAUCUACAUGAUGGCAACCACUUAACUUUGCCGUUUUGAAGUUUAAGAGUCGAGAAGACUGCUGCACUAAGUUUUAAACUGUUUUCAGAGCACAGUGCAAUACUUCAGAUUGCACUGAGUAUAUGUGGAGACCGUUGACACUGACAACAAAUGAACUAAAAACCUGAGAAUAGAAAUUCAAUAUCUCUCUACUAGUAAUCACAUAAAAUGGAAAUAGCUGAUCGGAUGCUUCUUGUAGCAUUUUGUUGGCAUCCAGGGAUUUGCUUGUCUGAGGACACCUGAUGAAAUUUUUUUUCAGAAUAAGGUUAGUGCAUAGCUGAUUGGUUUGUACUUGGCACUUGUAGAAUUAUGGCGACAACCACAAAACCACACCAGUGUUAUUUUUAACCUUAAUGUGAAAAUAUGUA